This is a messenger RNA of Aspergillus tanneri, 750 nucleotides long. It is a transcript of the gene eb1, whose product is annotated as microtubule-binding protein BIM1. The record is from RefSeq and is a predicted model, not a curated record. Gene Ontology annotation, molecular function: microtubule plus-end binding. The coding region runs from base 1 to 750 and encodes 249 amino acids. Gene Ontology annotation, biological process: spindle assembly; regulation of microtubule polymerization or depolymerization; protein localization to microtubule plus-end. The transcript is spliced from 6 exons. NCBI's taxonomy places the organism in Eukaryota, Fungi, Ascomycota, Eurotiomycetes, Eurotiales, Aspergillaceae. Gene Ontology annotation, cellular component: cytoplasmic microtubule; spindle midzone; microtubule plus-end.
AUGGGCGAAUCCAGACAAGACCUGUUGUCAUGGGUUAACAAACUCCUGGAGUUGAACCUAACCAAGAUCGAGCAGUGCGGCACCGGUGCUGCCUAUUGUCAGAUCUUCGACUCGAUAUUCAUGGAUGUUCCCAUGGCCCGUGUAAAGUUCAACGUCAACACCGAAUAUGCCUACCUCCAGAACUUCAAAGUCCUUCAGAAUGUUUUCAUGCGUCAUCAGGUAGACAAGCCGGUGCCCGUCCCGCAACUCACGAAAUGCAGGAUGCAGGACAACCUGGAGUUCCUCCAGUGGACGAAGCGGUACUGGGAUCAGCACUACCCGGGAGGUGAGUACGAUGCCGUUAGUCGGCGGAAGGCCUCCGGUGCUCCUGCUUCUGCUUCGGCAGGGAGCUCUCGUGCCGGUGCAUCCUCUGCGGGAGCUACGCGGCGGGGCACUACUCCCACCAUUGGCGGUCGUCAGCCCCGGGCUGCGGUCGGGGCUGCUAGCUCGGCGAAUGUGACUGCGCUGCAGCAAGAACUCGCCACCCAAAAGGAGGCCAUUGCCGGACUGGAGAAGGAACGAGAUUUCUAUUUCGCCAAGCUCCGGGACAUCGAACUGCUGCUGCAGAGUGCCCUCGAGGCGGACCCGGAAUUGGAGAAGGAGGAGGACUCGUUGGUCAAGCACAUUCAAGGCAUCUUGUAUUCGACAGAGGAAGGAUUCGAGAUCCCGGCCGAAGCAGAGGGGGGAGCGGAUGAACUGGAGACCUUCUAG